Aphidius gifuensis is the source of this 1162-nucleotide messenger RNA. Its product is annotated as dynein axonemal heavy chain 2-like. Lineage: Eukaryota; Metazoa; Arthropoda; Insecta; Hymenoptera; Braconidae. The record is from RefSeq and is a predicted model, not a curated record. Bases 24 to 842 code for a protein of 272 amino acids. The transcript is spliced from 4 exons.
UACUUGAUAAAAACAAGACAAUUAUGAUAACAGGUAGAAAUUAUUUGGAUGCAGAAUCAAGCGACGAAGAUAGUCCAGGAAAACCUCGUCGAGUAACUGAUGAGACUCUUCAAGUAUCAGCUAAACCUAGAGUAUCAUAUUCAACUGAUGAACUUGAAGCUUUGACAAACUAUAUUAAAGGCUUAAUAACUCUACGAGAUUUACAGCCAAGUGAUUGGAAUAAAUCAGUCAUCACAGCAAUUCAAGAAUUCAUUCAAUAUCCUGAUGAACGAAUCCUCUCAAUUUAUGAUUGUGGUGGAUUAAUUGGAUCAUCAAAUUUUCCUACAGUUCCAGUUCAUGAAUUAACAUACUUUGUUCGUACAAAUGAUGAAAUAUUUACAUCAAAAAAUCUUCCUGAUACAAUUUUAUUUGGUACAAGUAAUUCCAAUGUUGAAUCAACAAUAUCACAACUCAUGGAAACAAUGCUAGCACCUUCUUUUUUCAUCAUAACCCGUUGGCCAGAAAGUGUCAAAGCAGACUUUUGCAAUAUGCUACAUGAUUAUUUAUGUCACCUAACUGAUCUCAGGUAUAAAAUGCAUGGUUUAACUGUCAUGUAUUUGCCUCUUGAAGGUAAUAAGCUACAUUACAAAGAUGCAUCAACAAAUCAAGAAUUUGUAAAACGUCUAGAAAAAAUUGUUGUUCAAUGGACAAGACAAAUAAAACUUGCUCUUGUUGAUCAACAACAAUUAACAAAUUAUGAAUUAUUAACUCUUUAUGAUGAAUAUGAUUUUUGGAUAUACAGAUGUAAAUAUUUAAGUGAAAUUUUUUUUUUUUCUUCAAGCAAAAUAACAAUCAUUUGCUAAUUCAACAGAUAAAAAUCUUUGUGGAUUAAAUUAUCAAUUGAAAAAUCCAAUUGCACAACAUGUUGUUGAAAUUCUUAUCAAUGCUGAAUCAACAUGUGUUGUACAAUUUGUUACACUUAGCAUGGACAUUGACAAGGGCAUCAAAGAAGCCAAAUCAAAUAUAAUGUAUUUAGAUAUUUUAAAAAAUCCAUGUAUUGAAUUGAAUAAUUGCUCAUCACCAGAAUCAGUUGCAUUACAUAUUACAACAAUUUUACAUUUACUAUCUUUUGUUGGACUACAAUCACCUUAUUUUAAUACAACUAAACGAAUAACACAUUUAU